AUGCCGUCCUUCACCAAGUUGCUGCCGUUUCUGGCAAGUAUUGCCUCGCUCUCGGAAUCCAAGCCUUUGAGCCAGCCAUCAAUCGUCUUUGCUCCUCUAAAAAGCACUGCUCCCGCAAGUGCGCAAAACAUCGUUGUCGACUAUUACGGAGAUGUCGAUGGUGAGCUUACAAUCACGUACGCGGCAUGUGACGAUGCUGCCGCUUCCAUCGUUUCCGCAAAGCAACGUAUAGGCCAGACACAUGUCGGCGCUCAUCCUUUGGCGAGACGCCACGAGGAACAUGAGAACAGGCGGCCAAACAAAUUCGUCUGGUUGACUCCAGCUGAGAUGUCUGGGGGCUGUCUUCAUGCCUUUCUCGAUGGAGAGCUCAUCGGAAAGUCCGACGAGCUUGUUGUCACCAAACGCUAUGCUCGCCGCCAGGAAAGGAAGUCGUUUGUUGAUGUCGCGGGAACUGACAGCAACUGGUUUGACGGCGUUGCUUAUUUGCAGCAAAAGCAGCCAGACGAAGUCUUUGUCGCCUCAGCCAAGAAUAAGUCUUUCGGUAUUCUAGGUGGAGGUAUCUCUGGACUUGCUACCUCAUUGAUGCUGGAUUCUGUUGGCAUUCACAACUGGAAGAUCAUCGAGUCAUCUCAGCGUAUUGGUGGUCGCAUUCGCACAGCCUACCUCAACGGCACUUCUCCCGAUGAAGGUCAAUACCACGAGCUUGGGCCCAUGCGUUUCCCGUAUGAGAUCACAGACUCUGAGACCAACGAGACCUUCCCCUUCAACGACCAGCGCAUGAUCUUCCAACUGGCUGACGUUCUUAACGAGCUCAACGCCGACAAGGAGGAGCUUCAUGUCAAGUUCAUCGAAUGGAUUCAGUCAUCUCCCAACACCCCAGCCGACAGUCCCUUCCGUCGUCCUGAUGGAACAAUUCCUAGCAAAACCGAAAUAGCGACCGACCCUGCGUACAAGAACACUAUCGCAUACGGCAAUGCCACUGCUGUUGAGGAGGCCAACGCCGCUCUCGAUGAGUUCAAGGGUCUGGACACUGAGCGCAUCAAGAUGUACGCCACCAACAUCUUCAAAGCUUACAAGCAAGCCAAGGACGACGGCAUGUUCGAUUACUCCGAAGUUGCGUACCUCCGCAACAAGCUCAAGUUUGAUCUCAACACCACUGACGAGGUUGGCCAAUCACACAUCUAUUGGCCCAUGUGGGAGUACGAAACCGUCUACUUCCUUGCGUCCAAAUGGGUAACAAUCAAAGGCGGACUUUCCAGAAUGCCCGCCGCCUUCGAGCCCCUCGUCAAAGACCGCGUCCAAUACGGCGCCAAAAUCAACGGGCUCUACUGGAACGAGAACAACAAGACGAUGUCUGUAUCCUGGAAGCCCACCGGCUCCGAGCCAUACUCAACCCCAGACAACAUCGAAAACUUCGACUACGUACUCAACAGCGUGCCCCUCAACCUCAUGAAAUUCUGGCACCUCCCGCGGUACUCCAGCCUCCUCAAACGCGCAAUCGACCGCACCCUCUUCGCCAACGCGUGUAAAGUAGCCGUGCAAUUCAAAACGCGUUUCUGGGAACACCUCGAGAAGCCCAUUAUCGGCGGAUGUACACGCCUCUACCAACCCAACUUGGGUCAAAUCUGCUACCCUAGCUGGCAAGUAAAUGCUACCGGCCCAGGAACAAUGCUAGCCUCCUACCUCUCCGACUACGAAGCCACAGUCGCAUGUGCGAUGCCCGAAGCUGAACACAUGGCGUAUAUCAAACGCGCGUUUAUCGAGAUGCAUGGCAAGGAAGUGGUAGAGGAGAACUGGACUGGCAACUACGAGCGUCAAUGCUGGGAGCAAGACGAGCACCAAGCCGGUGCCUUCACGAUGCAGAUUUUCGGACAGCAGCACUUGUAUCUUCCGGCGUUCUACCAGACGGAAUUCAAUACCGUGUUUAUUGGGGAGGCGGCGACGUUUACUCAUACGUGGAUUUUUAGUGCGUUGGAGAGUGCGACGAGGGGGACUGUUCAAUUGUUGUUGGAUAUGGGGCUUGUGGAUGAGGCGAAGAAGAUCACCGAGACGUGGAUGGCGAGGUUUAUUGAGGUUUAG
Molecule: messenger RNA, 2079 nt
Organism: Alternaria rosae
Lineage: Eukaryota; Fungi; Ascomycota; Dothideomycetes; Pleosporales; Pleosporaceae
Product: flavin-containing amine oxidoreductase-domain containing protein
Exons: 2
Coding region: 1-2079 (692 amino acids)
Biological process (GO): amino acid catabolic process
Molecular function (GO): L-amino-acid oxidase activity; polyamine oxidase activity
Source: RefSeq, a predicted model, not a curated record